Molecule: messenger RNA, 3837 nt
Organism: Eurypyga helias (sunbittern)
Lineage: Eukaryota; Metazoa; Chordata; Aves; Eurypygiformes; Eurypygidae
Gene: DLEC1
Product: deleted in lung and esophageal cancer 1
Exons: 29
Biological process (GO): negative regulation of cell population proliferation
Source: RefSeq, a predicted model, not a curated record
UGGCAUCCUCUUUUAGGUGGAUUGUGGAUAAUGAACUUCUCAGAAAAAAUCAUUUAACCUGCCCUGAUGAUUACAUCACUGAUAAAUUACCUGUUGCUAGAGCACCAAAAGGAAAAUCAGAACCUGGCUACAUCAAAGAGACAUUUAGUUUUAAACAGCAUGUUUCUUCAGGCUCACGAGACCAGAGGCCUGCAGGGAUUGCACACCAACAGAAAAUAUCUGGGAGUCUGCCAAAUGUGUCUUUAUGCACAUUAACUGAACCUUCACCUCCAGACUCCAGCCACCAGAUUAAAAAGACAAGUAGGAAAACUCGUGCCUCCCAGAAGAAGUUACCCUGGAAAGAUACGAAGUGCAAAGCAGAGGGAGAAAGAGAGCGUGCUUACCUCGCCAAACUUGAGAACAGACAGGAUUACUUGAAGAACCCCCGCUUUUUCCCGCCAAAUGCUCUUCAUGGAGGCAAAUCCCUUGUCAUUUCUCAAGAAAAGGUGGAACAAACCAUAGCCAGAAGCAAAGCAGAAGAUAUUAAAGGCGGUACCUCGUUUGUUCCUUUGUUUCUUGCCAAUCCACCUACUGUUUUGUUUUCUGAUUAUGAAGUUGGUCAGGUUUAUGAGAUGACUAUAGAGCUGCAGAACAUCACUUCAACGUGCCAUCCUGUAAGACUUAUCCCCCCCUCCACUUCAGCAUUUGCCAUUGGGCCAGGACAAUUUCCAGGAAAGGGAGGACUGGUAGCUCCUGGGAUGACAUGCCAGUAUACAGUCCAAUUUAUUCCUGAACAGCUAGGAGAUUAUGAAGAUUGUAUAUCAGUGGAGACUCAAGUAUCAGAACCUCUUCUGAUCCCGAUUAAAGCUAGAAGAUCACCUCCAGUGUUAACAUUGCCUCACAUUAUAGACUGUGGUUCCUGCCUCGUUGGAGGAAUAAAAGUAACAACAAUUCUGUGCAGAAAUGGGGGAACUAGCACUGGGAAGUUCUCCAUAAUGCCAAAGAAAGCCUGGCCAACUCCUAAUUUCAGGGCUGUUGCCACUGUUGAUUUUGUGAUACAGGAUCCUUUUGGGAUCCAUCCUGCUGUUUUUGAGCUAGCUCCAGGGCAGAGUACCACAGUAGAGGUGGUGUUUUUCCCUUCUUUACCAGAAGUCUCACAGCAGACAUACACCAUUGUUUGUGACGGUUGCCAAGUCAAGGAUGUUACAGUCACAGGGGUUGGAGAGCUGCUAGCUCUGCAGCUUUUGUUCGUCACGGGUGGAGAAAGCAAACCUGAACCCGGUGAAGUUACUGAUGUAACAGCACAGCACCUCAUACGAUUUGACCCCCAGAACCCACACAGCACCGAGGAGAAGAAACUGGUUAUAAGAAACUCUACGCAUGUAGAACUUCCUUUCUACUGGCAGAUAAGGAAGCCUAAUCCAAAACCAUUAAUACCAGAAGAAACCACAGACUUUAUGGAGCUGAAAUCCAAUCAAGACACAGAUUCAGCCUUCUCCCUAAAUCCUGAGGAGGGAGUUUUGCUUCCCCACGCGGAUCAUGAGUUUAUUCUCACUUACACUCCACAGGAGCUGAAGCAUUAUCACAGUGUGAUGCAGAUGGUACUGAGGGACAUCUCAGAAUCACCUCGUUUAGUAAGAGAGGGGAUGCUUCAGAACAUUCCAGAACACAAAGCGGAAGAUGUUACAGCGCUGGAAAUAGAAGUUAAAGGAUCAACGGAACCGUUUCAGCUGCUUCUGGAACCAUACGCCAUUAUCAUCCCUGGAGAGAACUUUAUUGGUGUAAAUGUCAGAAAAACAUUUAAGAUGUGGAAUAACAGCAAAUCAUUGAUCAAGUACACGUGGGAGAAAAUCAUUACCUGCGACAUCGUAGAAGUGGAACCCCAUACUGGUGUCAUAGAUAUGAACGCGUGCUGUGAGUUUCAACUGACAAUUACUGGAAGCAAGGCUGGGUGCAUCGGCCACAACGUGCGGUGUAACGUUGAACACUGUCCGGAGCCAGUUGUGCUGCAUGUUGAGGCUGCUUUUAAGGGUCCGCUUCUUCGUAUUGAUGUUCCGUCACUCCACUUAGGUUUGACAAAGCCGGGCGAGAGUGUGUUAAGGACCUUUGAGAUUAAAAAUCUGUGUCAGCUGCCAGCAAAAUGGAGGAUGCAAGAAAGCCAGGUUUGUCUAGCUGAAAGGAACGAAGAGGUAUCUCCCUUUACCAUUCAACCAUCUGCUGGAGAGAUACCUCCUCUGGGUACGUGCAGCGUGUCAGUUCAGUUCACAUCCUUGCUAUGCCGGCGCCUCCAGGCAGUGUUAGAGCUAGAGGUAGAAAAUGGAGAAGGAAGUCAUCUUCCUGUUUUUGUUGAAGUUCAGACCCCCCAAGCGUGCCUGAUAUCCAGUCAUCUAGUAUUCGCUGAAAUUUAUACCGGAGUUCCUGCCAAAGCAACCAACAAACUUUUUAACCAGACGCUGCUGCCAACAAAAUACUUAUGGGGAAAGCUUAUUGGAAGUCAGGCAGCUUUCUGCUCCGUCACUGUCUCCCCAGCCAGUGGCUCCUUGGGCCCAAAUGAAGAAAAAGAAUUCUGUGUAGAGCUGUCAGCUAACGUCAUGGGUGAGCUGAAAGACCUUGUCCUUUGCUGUAGCAUAGAAGGCAUGAUUGAGCCCCUCUUUCUGAGCAUUUCUGGAGAAGUGAAAGGACUGCAUGUCACCUACUCAGUCCCUUGUGACAGUGGAGUUGCCAGUGAUGAAAGACAAAUGUUACAAAGCCCGUGUGAUCCCCUCUUGGACUUUGGAUCUGGAGUUGCGUUCAAAGAGAUAGUAAAACGUCAGCUAAUUCUUACCAAUCACACUGGAAUCAGUGCUCCGUUCGAACUAGAAGCGGAGUAUUUUACUGGCUGUUCACCUACUCCAGAACAAGGAAUCUGCCCCUCCCCGGUGAAAAGAAGAGGGCCCGUCACAAAACAUGCAGCCAGAAGAGCGCAGUCAGAGUUUGCAGCAGCAGUGCUGUCUCAUGGGAAGGGAGCAGCUUUCCAUAUACAACCUUCCACAGGAACUCUGAAAGCCUUCCAGCAGCUCAUCAUCGAAAUAACAGCUUACAACAACAUGUGGGGAGAGUACCGGGAUGACCUUGUCUGCAAGGUGGGAGACUUGCAACCUAAAUUAAUUCCUAUGCAAAUGACUGUGAAAGGAUGUCCAAUCUUCCUACAGAUGACAGGACCACACAUAGAGCAACCCAUAAUCAGGUUUGGAACUCACGUCUCUGGAGGGUGUCCUGUCGUUCGGAGGGUCCAGCUCAACAAUCCCACUCCCUUUGACAUCCGCCUGGACUGGGAAAUUUAUAACCAAGAGCAAAAUGAUGAAAAACUGGUGGACCUGUUGAUGUUCUUUGGAGACCCUUUUCCUCCUAAGGACACAGACGAAAAUGAGACCCCAUCAACUGGUACCAACUCGGAGUCAGAGAUGGUGUUAAAGUUGGAUCAAACUGCUGUUCCCGGUGGAAGCAUUUAUCCAGCUUCUCAAACCCCAGAUGAGUCUCUGGGCUCUGACGGCAAAGAGGAGAUCGUCACUCAAGAACCUACAGUUCAGAAAAUCGUCUCUGUACUUCUACGACCUCAUGAAGGGGUUCCUGCGGACAACCCCUUCUCCAUUGCUCCGAGACAGAUAGUGGUUCCAGGGGGUGGCAGCAUCUCCGUCCACAUCUCCUUCACCCCGCGCCUCCUGCCAGAGCCCGGGCCGCCAGUGCAGUGCGAAGGGUUUGCGCUGGGUUUCAUGAGCCUGGAUGACAAGCUUGCAAAGGCUGUCCCUAACAAAGUGCGUCGCAGACAUGGCCACGGAGCUCCGCCGUUACGAAUAGACUUGCAAGCCUUCACAGGAU